GAGCGCGAGGCCGAGGGGCUGCUCGCCGUGGCGCCCCUUCGGCGCCAUGCUGGUGCCUCGGAGCAGCAGUUGAAGCACGCGCGCGCAGUCAAGCGCGCGCGAGUCGCCGAGGAGGCACUGCAGAAUGCCAUGUCAGAGUCUCACGCGCUGAGGUCGGUCAUGGCCGUCGUGCUGCAUACGACCCCUGGGAUUGCCAGACUUCUCGGUGACGCUGCUAGCAAGGCUGCUCAGGGAUUGGCGACGCCUGGGCUCAAGGCAGAGGCUGGCGUGACAGCAGCGCCACGCAGCCUGCGAAUAAGGGGCGUGUUCGCGGAGUGGGACGAGACAUCGCAACGAUUGCUGAGGGUCAAGAAGUUUGACGACAGAUCUCGGUGUAGCAAGCCAGCCACGUCCAUUCAGGUGAUGACGUCGAUUGGUCUCAUGUUUUCUGAUGUGUACGAGGGCGAUUCCUGUGCCGCAGUGUUUUCGCGCGUUGAACCUUGGUUCGGCCGCGCGAAGUUCCUGCUGGGCCAGACGGCGGACCAUCUGCUUGAAGCGUUUCUGAUCGACUUCCCGAUGCCGCUGGGGCGCCUGAGCGAAAUGAAACAAUUGAUGGACUCUUGCGACGUGGCUAUGUAUUUGUUCGCAGCUGACAGAGCAUCCGCCAAUAUUAAGAUGAUCGCGUAC
This is a messenger RNA of Prorocentrum cordatum, 666 nucleotides long. The record is from the annotation of a GenBank genome assembly. Lineage: Eukaryota; Dinophyceae; Prorocentrales; Prorocentraceae.